This is a messenger RNA of Pseudoliparis swirei, 2125 nucleotides long. It is a transcript of the gene scamp3, whose product is annotated as secretory carrier membrane protein 3. Gene Ontology annotation, biological process: protein transport. The transcript is spliced from 9 exons. Bases 364 to 1404 code for a protein of 346 amino acids. NCBI's taxonomy places the organism in Eukaryota, Metazoa, Chordata, Actinopteri, Perciformes, Liparidae. The record is from RefSeq and is a predicted model, not a curated record. Gene Ontology annotation, cellular component: recycling endosome membrane; trans-Golgi network membrane.
CUUCGGCUGGCUACUUCCGGUUCAACGGCUGUUUUUUCCUGCGGGAGAAUAAAUAACAGAUCUGUCGUGCGGCUCGGCGCAGCUGUAAUCUAGACCCCGACAGUCGGGGCUGAACAAGAGGGUGUGACACAAAAAACAGCUGCCAACCAGUCCGUCCAUCGUGUUCACCGGCAGCCCACCGUCCAUAGCCGCGGGGAGAUGACCACCGGAGGGGCGGGCAGCUAGUCGACCGAAUAACGCGCCUGCACCGCCCGCCCUCUCGGACCAGACGCAGCAGCGUCUCCGCGACUUUAAACGUGCACAUCGGCAGCGGCGGCGAAGUGACGUCGGCUUCUCUUUCCCCCAAAACAACCCGCCGUCGACAUGUCAAAAUACACCAGCUUCCCAGAGCCGAUGGACGACCACAACCCUUUCCAAGACCCCGCAGUGACUCAACACAACAGCAACGCAGAGUACGCCACCCUGGACCUGUACAACCCCUUUGAUAACACCACUGGGCCUCCUCCUCCAUAUGAAGCCACCUCUCCCUCUGCUCCAGCUGUGCCUGCACAGACCCCACCCAGUAGGACGACACCCACUGAGCCUCGCAACUAUGGCUCCUAUACCUCGCAGACUGCGGUGAAUGCUACCACAGCAGAGCUCUUGAAGAAGCAGGAGGAGCUGGAGAAGAAAGCCCGGGAGCUGGAGAGAAGAGAGAGGGAGCUCGAGUCGCACAGCCUGGGUCCGGGAGCCUCCCGUCAGAAUAACUGGCCCCCGCUGCCGUCAUUCUGCCCGGUGGGCCCCUGCUUCUACCAGGACAUCAAUGUGGAGAUCACGCAGCGCUUCCAGCGCAUCGUCACCUUCAUGUACUACUUCUGGAUGUUAUGCACUUGUGCGCUGCUCUUCAACCUCGUGUCCUCCCUGGCCAUGUUCUGCGAGGACCCCUCGGGUGGUGUCGGCCUGGGCCUAGCCAUCCUGUGGGCCCUCCUCUUCACCCCCUGCUCCUUCAUCUGCUGGUACCGCCCUGUGUACAAAGCCUUCAGGAGUGACAGCUCCUUCAAUUUCUUUGUCUUCUUCUUUGUUUUCUUUGCCCAAGUGGUCAUCUCCGUCAUCAUGACCAUCGGUAUCCCUGGAUGGGGCUUCAGCGGGUGGAUCGUGAGCCUGGCGGCUCUGAAGACCAGCGUCCCCGUCGGUGCGAUCAUGAUGAUGAACGCCGUCCUCUUCACCGCCCAAGCCGUCAUGGGGGUCGUCAUGCUGAAGAAGGUCCACAGCCUGUACCGGCAGACCGAUGCCAGCUUUCUGAAGGCCCAGGCCGAGUUCGCCACCGGAGUCAUGUCCAAUCAGACCGUCCGACAGGCCGCCACCACCGCAGCCACCAGCGCUGCCACGAGCGCCGCCCAGGGGGCCUUCACCGCCCCUCGAUAGAGAGGGACGAGUGGGGGGGGUGGGAAGUGAAGGAGGUCCCAUCCCACUUGAUAGAGGAUCUGUUUGGUAUUUAUUACCCCACAGGUGAUUAGAAUUUGAUGGGGGGGAGGAUUUGUGUGUCUAGUAACCCUUGAGCAACUGAACAUCAGGAUACGUGCAUGAGAUGGAGGUGGGGCUUUUGUAAUUUAUAAAGAUGUACAGGACCAGUGAGCUACUUUGCCAAACCGGGAGUCAGUGUUGUGUUAAUGUGUUGAUCCAGGAAACGGAAAGCUGAAAUGUGAAAACAAUAACAUGCAGAAGAAGCGGUAUACAAUGCUGCACAGUCGUACCUCGAGUCAGCGGAUGCGAAGAAAGAGACGGGCUGAGUGCCAAGUAGCAAAGUUCUAGUCUGGUGGUUGCUUUUUUUCCCCUUUUUUUCUUUUGUUUUUAAAUGACUGUGUUUACAAUGAGCCAAUGCUUGAGUUGGAGCUGAACACAGAGCUGUUGCCAGGCUAUCAUUUGAUCCAGAACCGAGCGGCUCAAGAAACCUUUCGUGCAAACUAACACGCUUUGUUGUGAUCAUUCCAGAUGAGAAUGCCUCUUUACCGUUUUGCCAAAACCUCUCAUACUGUAAAGAUGAAGUGUUCCGGUAACAAUAUAUCUGUCACUGUUCUGUUGGUGGUGCUUAUGAUUAUUACACGUCACUGUCUUGGUUUUAAUAAAACAUGUAUUGUCAUGCUUA